CUUGUCGGGGAAGAGAUGCGUCGGUGGUUCAUAGCUGAAGAUCUCACAUCAGUGCUCUUUUCUACGUAUUCCAUGGCCAAAUGAAUAUUCUGGUUCCCAAAUGUAUUUCCACAGGGAAAGAGAAGAGAUGCUUAAGGGGGAAAAUGCACCCUGUCCGUUAGUUUGUUGUUGUGCUGAAUUGGGAUGAUACUGGCUCAUAACACCAAACACUGGCAAAUGCUUACAUUUUACAUUAUUGGAAACUGAUUUAUCAUUUUCAUAAACCUUGCUGCAAAGAUGCUUUAACAUCUCAAACAGACAUUUCGGAGGUGGCCCAUGAGAAUUUUGAGUGCAUGUCUGUCAGCCCAUGGGGUGAGAUUGCUUGGGUGGUGGUUCAUCAGCGGAGGGACUGGUUUUUGCCAUACAGGAGAUCACAUCUUUUCCUUUGGACUUGGAGAGGCUGGCUUCUUGAAUUCAUGAGCUGUGUACCGACAUCCUCAUAUGGCCAAGCGUUGCAGGACAUAUGUACUUCAGGAGCCUGCAUUCUGGCGCCAAUGCCUCAGCUUUGGAGAAAGAGAUUGGUCCGGAACAAUUUCCAGUCAAUGAGCACUAUUUUGGUUUGGUUAAUUUUGGGAAUACAUGCUACUGCAAUUCAGUUCUUCAGGCACUUUAUUUUUGUCGACCGUUUCGAGACAAAGUCUUAGCAUACAAGAGUCAACCAAGAAAAAAAGAGAAUCUCCUUACAUGCUUAGCUGAUCUCUUCCACAGUAUAGCCACCCAGAAGAAAAAAGUUGGAGUAAUACCUCCCAAGAAAUUUAUAACAAGAUUACGAAAAGAAAACGAGCUUUUUGAUAAUUACAUGCAACAGGAUGCACAUGAGUUCUUAAACUAUCUAUUAAAUACAAUUGCGGAUAUCUUGCAAGAGGAAAGAAAACAAGAGAAACAAAAUGGUCGCUUACCUAAUGGCAACAUCGACAAUGAAAAUAACAGCCCACCAGACCCAACCUGGGUUCAUGAAAUCUUUCAGGGAACAUUAACUAAUGAAACCAGAUGUCUUACAUGUGAAACUAUAAGCAGCAAAGAUGAAGACUUCUUAGACCUUUCAGUUGAUGUGGAGCAGAAUACUUCAAUUACUCAUUGUUUAAGGGGUUUCAGCAAUACAGAAACUCUGUGCAGUGAAUACAAAUAUUACUGUGAAGAAUGUCGCAGUAAGCAGGAAGCACAUAAAAGGAUGAAAGUAAAAAAGCUGCCAAUGAUUCUAGCUCUCCAUUUGAAGAGAUUUAAAUACAUGGAUCAGCUGCAUCGAUACACAAAACUCUCUUAUAGAGUAGUUUUUCCUUUAGAGCUUCGUUUAUUUAACACCUCAGGAGAUGCCACCAAUCCUGACAGAAUGUAUGACCUUGUUGCUGUGGUAGUUCAUUGUGGAAGUGGCCCUAACAGAGGACAUUAUAUUGCAAUAGUGAAGAGUCAUGAUUUUUGGUUGCUUUUUGAUGAUGAUAUUGUUGAGAAAAUUGAUGCACAAGCUAUUGAAGAAUUCUACGGGUUGACAUCAGAUAUCUCAAAGAACUCUGAGUCUGGUUACAUCCUCUUCUAUCAGUCUCGGGAUUGAGGCGGAACUGUAGUGAAGAGAGAUUUUUACGUCUCGCAUCUUCUCUAUCUUGGAGUGGAGCAAGCACUGAAAAAAAGGAAAGCAGGGAGCUCCAGGGGCAGUAGCACAGUUUGCACACGACUAAGCGAAGAGUUUGGGAUUCUUAAAACCUUUGUAUCAUUUUCAUUUUAUUUGCUCAGGUAUCAUGCUGACUACACAUCUCCACUGCAUCCCAUAAGCAAAAAGAGAUACCAGCCACUCUUGCAGGAGCUUUCCAUUAGGUAAUACUAUCUGUGAUCCUAAUUCAAAGCCCAUUAAGGUCACUGGAGAACCUUUCAUGGACUUCAGUGGAAUUUGAAUCAGGUUCUAACUGCACUGCCAGAUUGGUGCAAUAAGAGCAUUAGAAAUCUGUAUGUUAUACAGACAUUGUGUAUAAAAGGUAAAGGACUGUUUGUGAUCUUAGUUUCCUGUGCUGAAGUUUGAAAGAAUGAGGUUAGGAGGGUUAACAUGGAAGGAAGAUCUAUCUGGGCCCAACACAAUUGCCUUCUUGAUGGUAAUAGUUAACUGAAGAUAUAACUGAUGUCAGGGAGGCAAGUAUGUUUUGCUUCUCUGAGGAAGCUUACGUUAUUUAUAAUGUAUGAUCGGGAACAAUCAGUCAAGAUUAUGGCUUUUAAUCUCCGUAUGGGGAAAGAUUUGGUUUGUAAUAGUUUUAUUUUUAUUUAUAAAUUAUUGUAACUUAGGAUCUUGUGUAUUGUCCUUUAUUCUAACAAGUAUUGGAAAUUUUAUAUACUAGUUUGAAUUAAAACUAAUUAUGUUUAAAUAUUAAAGAAGAACCAAUAUAAAUUCUAAAAACAAAGCCUACAAUAUCUGUAAAAAAUUAAUAACACAGAAGAGAGAUUUCCUUCUUGAGGAACUGGUAUCUAAGUGAGGUACUUAAUUAAAUUAGAAUAUCCUUUUUCCAUUCAUGGGUGAAAAAAGUGAUCAAACUAUUACAUAGAAGACUUUAAGAAUGCAUAUCAUAAGAAAAUGAUGGUGCAGUGGUGGUAUACUGGGUUUUAGAGUUCUUUAAGUUGUUAAUGGUUCAUACACUAUGGAAAUUAGAACAAUUUGAAUCAAAGUAAACCGUUUGCUGAAUAUUAUUCCCUCUCCUAAAAAUGGAUUCAUUCCUGUUCCCAGUGGCGUGGGUGACCAUCUCAAAAACCACUCCAGGUCUGAAGUAUAAAUGAAGUCUGAGUACUAAGAAGAAAUAGGUUUGGAAUUUCAUGAAACUGAAGAUACCAUAUUCCUUUAAAAGUAAUAGUACUGAAGUCUUGUAGAGUGAAAAUUUCUGAAACUAGGCAGUUUACCUUGCUUUAGGUUUAUGAAAUAGCAUUAAGAAUUAAAUCUUGACAAAACACCUGAUCUGUAAGAAAUGUGAACUAUUGUGAUUUGACAUUCUUCCACUUAUCAGUACGUUGUCUGACAGUAGCUGAAUGUAAGUUCUGGAAGGUCAUGGGAUGUGCAUUCCAGAUUAUGGCAAUGAGGUCUUGGAUGUCCUUGUCACUCCCUCUUCAGCUAGUGAUUUUUCCAUUACUGUUAAAACUUUUAAAAAGAAUGUCUCCUGUCUGCUGCUACAACUGACUAUUUACUUACCUGUAUCUUUUAGCUCAGGAAAUGACUUCACCUAUUCACUCAGUUAAACAGAUCUUUAACAGGGUCACUAAAUAAAUUGGGCUAUUUAGCAACUGUCAUGCUGUAACAAAUUGCUUUUGUAAAAUGCAAAGUUUCUAACACCUUGGUUUGGCUAGAAUUCUUUUAUAGAAAAUAUGUAUAAUGAUUAAACUACCAGCAUUGUAAAGUAAAGCUUAAAUAAUGUGGGAGGUGCCGAAAAUAUGAUUGGAUUUUUCUUAAAGGAUUCAAAUAAUUUUAAAACCUUUUAUCAGCUUUCAGUGGGAAAAGGGUUAAGGGGCUAAUCAGGUGGAUGAUGGUGCAUUUUUGAAGGAUGAAGUCCUUUGCAUACUAAAGGUACAGUAUUGUAAAAGAACUGUCACAGUACUCUUUUUGCUAAUUGAAAAUUUUGGAAUUUUUUUUUGGGGCAUACUUAAAAGCUGUGGCUAAUUGCUAAGUAUUUUAUACCCUAACAAAAUCUAAAACAUUUUUGUUGUUUCACUGGUUUAACUCCUGCUAUGUAUUUUUAUAAGAUACUGACUUUUAUUUUGUAUAGGGUUUUUGAGAUGGUAUUCCUAAUUAUAUAUUUCAUUUCUCUUUUAGUGCAGCUGAAAUAAUUGUAGUUCUUAAUUAAACUGAUAUCAGAAACUGCAACUUAAAAAAAAAAUAAAAAGAGGCAGGGAAGUACAAAAUAUAACUGAUUGGUAUGUAAAACAUUAUGGGGUCUUUUCUUGGCUGUAAUACAGUGGGGAUUGUGGGAAAGUUGUCAGUUGUUGUAAAUGGUGGAAAUUAUUUGCUGUGUAACUAUGUAAAUGUUAAUUGGGACUACAGUCCCUUAUUUUGUAUAUUGGAGCAAAAGACUUCUAUUAAAUAAAGUAUGUUCUCUAAAGGUAA
This is a messenger RNA of Falco peregrinus (peregrine falcon), 4108 nucleotides long. RefSeq names its product ubiquitin specific peptidase 12 (gene USP12). Bases 503 to 1588 code for a protein of 361 amino acids. Gene Ontology annotation, cellular component: nucleus; cytosol. Gene Ontology annotation, molecular function: cysteine-type deubiquitinase activity; cysteine-type endopeptidase activity. Gene Ontology annotation, biological process: protein deubiquitination. The record is from RefSeq and is a predicted model, not a curated record. The transcript is spliced from 9 exons. Lineage: Eukaryota; Metazoa; Chordata; Aves; Falconiformes; Falconidae.